This is a messenger RNA of Xylaria bambusicola, 1823 nucleotides long. Its product is annotated as FAD binding domain-containing protein. The coding region runs from base 175 to 1650 and encodes 491 amino acids. Gene Ontology annotation, molecular function: oxidoreductase activity; FAD binding. The record is from RefSeq and is a predicted model, not a curated record. The transcript has 3 exons. Lineage: Eukaryota; Fungi; Ascomycota; Sordariomycetes; Xylariales; Xylariaceae.
GACUUGCCAUUUGACCCACGCAGGAAAUCGUGCGAUGCGGCUCAUGGUGUCCGAGAAGUCGGUUAGGCGGUCGUUGUCUCUAUAUACAAGGAGGACUUCAAAAGGGGCGUAUCCCCGACUCGAGAGAUAAGGAUGUCAUGACCAUCAACUAUACCAUACACAAAGGCUAUCAAGAUGCGAGCGGCAAUUUUCAGCUUGGGCCUCUUCGCUGGACUGUCGCGAGCGGGAGUGCUGAAUAAGCGCGCAGUCUUAGUAGACUGUCUCGCAGAGGCGGGAACGGCUAUUGACGCGAUUGAUUCGCAAGACUGGGAGAGGGACACAAGACCAUUCAACUCCUUACUUGCCUACAAGCCCGACGUAGUGGCGGUACCUACAACGACAGAACAGAUUCAGAACGCUGUUCUCUGCGGCGCUAAAUCGGGAUACAAGGUGACGCCGAAGUGUGGCGGCCAUAGCUACGCAUCGUAUGGACUAGGAGGCGAGGAUGGUCAUCUGGUCAUACAACUAGACCGGAUGUUCGCAGUCAAGCUAGACACUAAGACGAACAUUGCUACAGCAGAGGCGGGUACACGCCUUGGUCAUCUUGCCGUGGAACUUUGGGCUCAAGGGAAACGCGCCAUAUCACAUGGUACCUGCCCGGGUGUUGGAAUAGGAGGCCAUGCGCUCCAUGGCGGCUUCGGAUUGAGCUCUCAUACCCACGGACUAGCCCUCGACUGGAUAAUCGGGUUAAACGUCGUGUUAGCAAAUGGCACGCUUGUCCACACUUCGGCCACGGAGAACUCGGACCUCUUCUGGGGUAUGCUCGGCGCCGGGUCGAAUUUCGGAGUAGUCACCUCCUUUGAGCUCAACACAUUCGCGCCGCCGGCGAAUUUGACCUGGUUCGUCGUCAAUCUGCCGUUGAAGAAGGAGACUGCAGUGGCAGCGUUGGAAGCGCUUGAGGACUAUACUAUAAACACAAUGCCUGCGGAACUGAACAUGCGCAUCAUGGGAACACCGCGGAUGACUCAGCUAGAGGGGAUUUUCCAUGGCGAUAAGGCAGGACUCCAGAAUGCCCUCGCGCCGCUCUUGAGUAAGACUGGAGGCAACAUUCUCGCGACAGGCACGACGGAUUGGCCUGGCAGUUUGUCACACUUCGCGACGAUGAGCCUGAACCAGACACACCCACAUAAUGAGCAAGAGACGUUUUAUGGCAAGAGCCUAGAACUCACAGGUCUCAGCGGAGACGCAGCACAAGACUUCGUCAACUACUGGUUCGACCAUGCCAAGAGCGUCUCGGGCGCGUGGUAUUUCCAGCUCGACCUCCAAGGCGGCAAGAACUCAGGGGUAUGGAAUGCCGACCACGCCGUAUCCUCGUACGCGCAUCGCGACAAGCUGUAUCUCCUGCAGUUCUUCUACCGGUCGACGACGAAAGCCGUGCCGCCGGAGGCAAUGAAAUUGGUAGACGAGUGGACUCUGUCGACGAUCAAGUCCCUUGCCGCGCCCGACUAUGGCAUGUACAUCAACUACCCGGAUCUCUCGCUGAACCGGACGGCGGCGCAUGAUAUGUACUGGGGUAAGAGCAUGCCUAAGCUACAGCAGCUGAAGGCGCAGCUUGAUCCUCAAGAGGUGUUCUAUUACCCAAUCUCUAUCAAGCCUGGAGCUGCAGCAUGAAAAAUUACGGAAUAGUCAGUUCUCCACAUUCUUGUGAUCUCGAUUUCAAUUUGUAUAGAUGAUUUUUUGGCAUAUUGAUGGGAUCUGAUGAAGGGGAUCUGCGGAGGUGUAGAUGUAUUUAAUAUCUGUGAUUUACCAUAUGAACUUACAAUGAAGCAUUAUCCUGAUUCAAA